UUGCUAUUUUGCUAUAUCUCACUGCUACUGUUGCUACAUGUAGUCACAUUAUUUAUUCUUUAAAAAAUAGUUGGAUGUGGUCAUGGUGCCUGUAGUCCUGGCUAUUUGAGACACUACAGCUGGAUUAGAACUUUUAACAAUGAGUUUGAAACCAGCCUGACAACAUAUUAAGAUUCUGUCUUACAAAAAUGAAAAACCUCGGGAAAUACAAAAAGACUGAAAACUGCAGAGGCAAUCUAACGAUGAUAAAAUGAAGGUUACCUUUGAAGAUUUCACAGUUAUAGAGCUCAGGGUAGCUAACAUCUAUCAAAGGGGCACUUGUUUCACCUGAGAGAGAAGGUAGUAUUAAUGAGAAAAUACAGUGCAGCUUUGAACGGCUUAGGGAUUUUCUGGUUAGUAGAUUGAACUAGUCAUUGAUAUGAAUAAAAAAAUUGUUCCAUCAUGGAAAAUUUGGAUACUCUGAAGUCAGUGAUUUGUUUAAGUAUAGUGAUUCAGGACUUCUAUGUGCACAAAGGCUUUGAGAAUGUGUUAGUGGCUGCACUGACAUAUUCUUUCCUUCCCUAUUUUUUAAUUUCUUUAAACCCCCCUGACCCAGCUUGACAGAAUGAAAACCCACAAAAUUAUUUCAUAUUUGGAAAUUUACAAUUACCUCGUACUGGUCGGUUUACGAUGUCAGAUUACUGGGUAUGAUAGAAUUGUCCUUAGUAUUUAGGAUUGAGGAUGUAUAAAAGGGAACAUUACAAAACAAUUAGAAAAAUUACUUUUGAUCUUUGAGUUACCUUUUAUAAUGUAGUACAAAAACAAGUGUUAUAUAAGGUGUCUUUGAAUAACUUGUUAGUAAGGAACAUGAGAUGCUUAUAAAAUCAAUAAACAUUGACUGGAAUGUAGCCUACAAGCCUUGGGAACAUGGCAAACCCAGCAUGAGUUUCUAGAGAAUAUUUCUAUAGUUUGUUCAUUUUUUUUUUUUUUUUUUAAGAGUACAUUCUGGUCCAUAGCAUGGUAUUCCUAACUAUGAAAUUUGGGCCAUUGUAUUCUUAAUAAGCAGUCACUAUUUUCCUGUAUUAGGCAUCGUUGCUGCAGUGAGUGAAUGGUCUCAGAGGCCCUUUAGGCUCCUUUCCGCUCAUGAGUCUGUUUCUGUGACUGAGUGGGAGGCCAGAAAAUGAUGACUUUUAUUAAGUCUAUUAGAUGUUUCAGGCUGAAUAACUAAUGUAAGAUCCCAAUUUUUCCUUUUUUUCAUUUUAGAUUUGGGGAUAUUCCCUGCCCAAAAAAUUCCUGGAAAAUUGACUAGUAUUAAGUGUGAGUAAAAGGUGUCCACUUUUUUUAAAGUCUUGAUUUUAGUUUUGUCUUGGAUAGUAUUUGGCAAGAUUUAGCCUAGAAAGUAUGUAGUGUUUAUUACAUAAGAAUCAAAUGACUUUGUUACUGGGCUGCUUUUGAAACUCAUUUCUGUAUAUCAAAAUAACUUAAUUUUUUACUUAACUUAAUUAAAAAAAAUUUAAUUCUUAAAUGGUAAAUAAAUGUACCAUUCAUUGUGAGUGAAAUUUCAUCUCCCCCCAAAAUUUACCCUUUUACCAACUGGAGUGAAGUCUUUAGCUCUAACCAUCAAUAGUAAAGAAUUUGGAACUAGUGUAUCAGCAAGCCAUUGCAGGGCCAGCGUUGAAGAAUGCCGUGCCAGUGAUGCUUGUGUUGCUAGAAAGGAAGAAAACUAGCUUCCUUUGGCGUCUCUGUGCGUUGCCCGAGCUGGUUCAGAAUGGCUCUACUGCUGCUCUGCCUUCCUCAGCUCUCUGCCCCACUCUGUAAUUACUCUGUAACUAUACACUUCUACCUUUUUUGGUUAAACCCUCCCUGAUAAUGGUUGUUAUACAUACCAUAUACCUUGACAUAUAUAUCAAUACAUCCAUAUAUAUAUGGGUUUCUCUUCAUCUUGAUUUUGUGGCUGGGUAAAAUUUAGUAACGUUAACUUCAUGGUACUUUGGUAUAAGAGUAAGUUCACUAU
Molecule: messenger RNA, 1993 nt
Organism: Psammomys obesus (fat sand rat)
Lineage: Eukaryota; Metazoa; Chordata; Mammalia; Rodentia; Muridae
Exons: 1
Coding region: 1748-1846 (32 amino acids)
Source: RefSeq, a predicted model, not a curated record